AUGGGAGACGCAGGGGAGCUCGACAGCUCGUACAUACUGAUAGAGAGCAGAAGCCUCGGGGCAGAGAAGGAGAAGGGCCUGCAGAGGAGCAGGGGAGGUGAAGGGGCGCAGGAAGGCGCGGCGGAGAGAGAAGAGAGCGGCGCAGAGAACAGCGCCGCGGAAGUGGAGGAAGGGAAGAGAAGGACAGGACAUAGUGGACACAGCAGGCGUAUUGAGGACAGCAGAAGUGGAGAGAUGGAUGGCGGGCGUGUAUAUAGCUGCAGCUCGGCAGGGUCUGCUGGAGGAAAUAGUGCUGAAAGAGCAGAGGAGUGCAGCGUAAAAAGCGUCAUUAGGAGCAUAGAUGAUAACGGCGGAAAUGGAGAAGUAGAUAAAAAUUACAGUGAUGGCAGCGUGUCUGCUGCGGGCACAGAAGAUGCCUCUUCCUCUGCGAUGAGAAAAAGAAAGUACACGAGAGACGAUAAGUUCAUCAACAUUCUCACGCCCAAAAAGGACAGGGCAAACGUCUUUUUGACUCCCGUUAAAAGAACCAGGCGCUCGGUGAUAAACGGGCUGAAGAGCGGCACAAUAAAGGUGUUUGACAACUCAGUGGAGGUGAGGAGCAACAACACGCCGUAUGCCUCCCUGGUGGAGUGCUUUAGGCGCCUGGAGAAGGCUGAAAGGCAGGAAAGAAGAGAGAGCAUUGAUAGAAUAGUGAAGAAGUAUUCAAGCGAUAACACCGCGUAA
This is a messenger RNA of Nematocida minor, 723 nucleotides long. RefSeq lists its product as uncharacterized. The coding region runs from base 1 to 723 and encodes 240 amino acids. The transcript has a single exon. The record is from RefSeq and is a predicted model, not a curated record. NCBI's taxonomy places the organism in Eukaryota, Fungi, Microsporidia.